AUGUCGACACCUAUGCGGACCCAGGAUGAUCUGGGUGAGAAAGGCGAUGGUUUACACCUGGAGCGCACCGAAACGCGCACACCGCCAGGUGAGGUCGCCGAAAAACAGCGGCUGAACCUUGGUCCGACACGCAGCGCAGGGCCUCCUAUGAACUCGAAGCUGUUCAUGACCUUGCUGUGCAUGUCGUUUCUCUGGGUUGGCUCGCAAAUUCCAUUAUAUCUCUUCGGCGGCUGUCUUCCCCUCAUCUAUCAAGAUAUUGGGGGCGUGGAUCGAUAUGUCUGGUUUAUCAUUGGAUAUCUCAUUCCCAAUGCUGCUCUCUGUCCGUUCGUGGGUGCGCUGUCAGAUAUCUUCGGGCGUCGUACCGUGGCCAUGGUCGGCCAGGUCAUGCUUAUCAUUGGCCCCAUCAUCACAUCCACUGCACACACAAUGAACAUCGCGAUAGCUGGAAACGUCUUCUCGGGUGUCGGCGCCGGGUUGAAUGAAUUGAUCGCACUCGCCGGCACUGGCGAGGUUGUGGCCGUCAAGGACCGUGGCAGAUACGUCGGCCUAGUAGUGAUCACCAUUCUUCCAUUCUGCCCAUCGGUACUGUAUUCACAGCUCAUUGCAGUGCACAGCUGGCGCUGGAAUGGGCUCUUUGUUAGUCUGUGGAACCUCAUCGGUUUAGUGCUCGUCGUCUUCUGUUAUCACGAUCCUUCCCGCCUAAACGAUGAGUACACCGCUCGUUACGUUCUCAGCCAGCUUGACUACAUUGGCGGUUUCCUUAGCAUAGGUGGAGUUACUUGUUUCAUGAUGGGAUUGCAGUGGGGUGCAACACAGUAUCCUUGGGGAAGCGCACACAAUCUUGCACCAUUGAUAAUCGGUCUCGUGAUGCUGAUUGCUUUCUUUAUUUGGGAAUUCUUCGCUCCUCAUCCCAUGGUACCCCGAGCCAUAUUUCACAAAGCUAAGAAAACUAUGAUUGUGAUCCUUCUCAUCACAUUUCUCAGUGGCGGCAACUUCUUUGUUGUCCUUCUCCUCUGGCCAACACAGGUAUACAACGUUUAUGGCGAUGAUCCUGUUGGCGUCGGUGUUCGUGGUCUUCCCGUUGGGUUUGGGAUCAUUCUCGGCGCGGUGAUCUGUCUUGUUCUCAUACCCGCCACCAAGGGCCGAAUUCGGUUACUCAUGAUCUUCUUCACAGGCAUGAUGACGGCCUUCACAGGAGCAAUGGCCAUCGGAACGCCUCAUAAUCUCGGCACCAUGUACGCCAUUGUGACCUUUGCUUCCCUUGGUGUCGGCGGUGUCAUCAUCCCUUGCUCAAUCAUUGCUCAAAUCGCGUGCCCGGACGAGCUCAUCGCCACUGUUACCGCCAUUACGCUCAGUCUCCGCUACCUUGGCGGUGCUAUCGGUUUCGCCGUAUACUUGAAUUUGUUCGAACAUAAGGUUGUCGUGUCCUUGACCGACAUCGUGGCAACGAAAACACUUGCCUUGGGACUUGUUGUCAACCCCUUCCGGCCCGAGGGUCUUGCACUCAUCCAGGAGCUUACAGAACUUGUUGGCAACGCGCGGUUCAGUGAAGUCAAGGAGAUUCUCGCCAACAACCCACUGGUACUUAAAAGAGACUCGUAUGGCACCAUCAUCGCUGCCGCACAAGAAGCCUUCGCAUUGGCCUAUCGUUGGCCGUACUACUGUUCCAUCGCGUUUGGUGGUUCAUGCUUCAUCUUGAGCCUUUUCGUAGGAGACAUUGGGAGCUUGUUGGAUGCACACAUCGCUCACCCGCCAGUUUGA
Messenger RNA from Dothidotthia symphoricarpi CBS 119687, 1761 nucleotides. Its product is annotated as MFS general substrate transporter. The transcript is spliced from 5 exons. The coding region runs from base 1 to 1761 and encodes 586 amino acids. Lineage: Eukaryota; Fungi; Ascomycota; Dothideomycetes; Pleosporales; Dothidotthiaceae. The record is from RefSeq and is a predicted model, not a curated record. Gene Ontology annotation, cellular component: membrane. Gene Ontology annotation, biological process: transmembrane transport. Gene Ontology annotation, molecular function: transmembrane transporter activity.